Messenger RNA from Anopheles arabiensis, 1780 nucleotides. RefSeq names its product venom protease-like. The coding region runs from base 76 to 1263 and encodes 395 amino acids. The record is from RefSeq and is a predicted model, not a curated record. Gene Ontology annotation, molecular function: serine-type endopeptidase activity. Lineage: Eukaryota; Metazoa; Arthropoda; Insecta; Diptera; Culicidae. The transcript is spliced from 4 exons. Gene Ontology annotation, biological process: proteolysis.
AACAAACGCUGUACCCACAAUCGAAGAACGCGAUCGCGAUCGCCGCAUUCGCACCGGUGAACUAGAGCGGUGAAGAUGGGCUCACGCAUCGAUAUGCGGCAGCCGUUCCGGUAUGCGUCAUCGGUAGCGCUUUGUGUGAUUUUGUUUGUGAUUGCAACUGUACGCUGUGAUUUAGAAGUGGGUGACCCGUGCAUAGUGCAGCGUACGAACGAGCCAGGCAUCUGCCGCAUCGUGUCCGAGUGUGCACCCGUAAUCGAUGACAUCCGCAAUCGACGGGGAAACCCGACCAAGUGCGGCUUUAUCGAUCGGGUGCAGAUUGUUUGCUGUCCGCAGGUGGGCACUACGCCUGCAGCAGCAACCACACCCUCCACCACACCACGCAACGAGCACCAGCGGGUUGCGGAAAAGUGUGCCGAGUAUGGGCAGGCUGUGUUUUCGAAGGAGUACGUGAACUCGCUGACUGCUUCGGAGGCAAAGCUGCAAACGAUCGACAAGUGUGGCCAUACCGCUGUCGAACUGAUUGUGGACGGUGAGCUGGCCAAAGCGCGCGAGUUCCCCCACAUGGCACUGAUCGGGUUCGGUGAGGCGCCGGAGAUUCGAUAUCUGUGCGGUGGUUCACUUGUGUCCGAUCGUUUCAUUCUAACUGCUGGCCACUGCCUAACAUCCACAAAUUUCGGACCUGCCACUAUCGUCCGGCUGGGAGAGCUUUCGCUCGCCUCCUCCACCGACGAAGCCUUCCCGGAGGAUUACGACAUCGCGGAACGCAUCCCACACCCCGAGUACAAGCAAACGUCCCACUACAACGAUAUCGCACUGAUUAAGCUAAACCGCAAGGUGAUCUUCUCACCCUACGCACGCCCCAUCUGCCUGCCGCUGCAGGCAGCAAUCCCCCAAAAGCGUGCCAUCGCAACCGGCUGGGGUGCGAUCGGGUUCGGGCUGGAGCAAAGCAGCGCCCUCCUCAAGGUAACGCUCGACAUGUUCCGCUUCGAGGAAUGUAAGGAUCAGUUCGAGCCGACGCGCAAACUACGCACCGGCCUGAACGCUACCACGCAACUGUGUGCCGGUUCGCGCAACUCCACCAAGGACACGUGCCAGGGCGAUUCCGGCGGACCGCUGCAGGUGUACAACGAUGCGAACGUGUACUGCACCUACACCAUCAUCGGCGUUACCUCGUUCGGGCAGAACUGUGGGUUGGCCGGGGUGCCGGCCGUCUACACCACCGUCUAUUCGUAUCUUUCGUGGAUAGAAAAUUUAAUAUUUUAACUUAAAAGAAACAACGCAACACACCUUACCUCUACGCUGGGUGUCCCAAGCGACCUCCGGUGGCUCACGAAGUAUACCGUUCACUCAUCAUCAGCUGGUAGAUGAUUUUGCUCAGCUUGUCGCCGAUCGUACGCUUCGUCGGCCCGUACGGUAGGUUCAGUAGGCGCUGACGCUCCGUCUCGCUCGGGCACCGUUCGUACGCGCGGAACAGACUCUGCGGCGUUGGGUAUUUCUCCACGAUGGCAUUUAUCUUCUCGAUCGUCAGCAACUUAAUUUGCAGCAGCUGCUUCAUGAACGUGUCCCGCACGGUGGUGUCGCGCGUUUUGGACGAUUGUUUGUAGAAAUAUUCAAACGAAAACAGUGGAACGGUUUGACUGGAGAAGCGAUAUUCGGAAGCGUGCUCCGUCGCGGGCCGAUUAGUAACGUCGAGGUAAAGUUUAUUCUAUAAAAAGGAAGAUAAAAUAAGUGUUCUGUGUAUUCCACAAUAGCAAUAAACGAUGUAUACUUCAUACCUGAA